Messenger RNA from Tetrahymena thermophila SB210, 2247 nucleotides. RefSeq names its product kinase domain protein. Gene Ontology annotation, biological process: mitotic DNA damage checkpoint signaling; protein phosphorylation. NCBI's taxonomy places the organism in Eukaryota, Ciliophora, Oligohymenophorea, Hymenostomatida, Tetrahymenidae. The record is from RefSeq and is a predicted model, not a curated record. Gene Ontology annotation, cellular component: nucleus; cytoplasm. Gene Ontology annotation, molecular function: ATP binding; protein serine/threonine kinase activity. The transcript is spliced from 11 exons.
AUGUCCAAAGCAUUAUAAGACUAGUUAAUCAAAACAAUUUCAGAAAAAAUCUCCAAGGAUUGCUAUAUUAAAAAGGCAAGUUUGAAAGAAAUAAUCAAAUUGAUGUUCAACCAGAAAACUUAUUUCUCAAAUUUUGAGUACUUAAACAAUGGCACUUACGCUCUCAUCUUGAGAGCUUAGAAUACUAAGGAAAAUCGCAUUGUUGCCCUUAAAUUCUUAACAUGUUCGAAUAAAGAGGACAAGAAUGGUAUCGAAUCUCUGAAAAAAGAAUAUGAAAUGCUUCAGAAGUUCAGCUAAUCUGAUUUUUUGGUAAAUGUCUAUGAUUGCUUCUAUUUAAUGGAAGAAGAUGUACAAUAGGAUAAAGAUGGUAACGAAAAAAUCAUCUUAACAAAAGAGAAGUCCUACUUUGUCUUGGAAAUGGAGCUUUGCUAGUAAAAUCUUAAAGAGCUCUUCGAUUUUUUCAGAAAUAAAUAGCUACCCUCUAAAGAAAUAAAGGAAAUAAUAGCUAUUCAAAUGCUAGAAGGAUUGAAUAACCUUCAUGUCAAAAAUAUCAUGCAUAGAGACAUAAAACCUCACAAUUUCCUAGUUUAAGCUUCUCAAACUUAUGGAUUUACCAUCAAAAUCUGCGAUUUAGCAUUUGCAUCUUCAGUAACGAAAUCGAAAAGUCACUACAUAUCAAAGAAAGGAACUGAUGCUUACUUUGCUCCUGAGGUAGAAAUAGGAUAAUCUAGGAUUCAGUCAGACCUUUUUUCUCUAGGAUUAGUUUUACUUGAACUAGAUAAUUUGAAAGUGCUUAAUGAAAAUUGGAUUGACUUUAAUAUAAAAGCAGAGAUUCACUAAGGAAAAGCAAUAGCUUCAAAAUAUUAGAUUGAUCGAAAUUCUAAUAUUUAUAAAAUAGCCAAGAUUUGCUUAAAACUAAAUUAUUUGGAAAGGAAUACUUCAGGAGACCUGCUUUCUGAACUUAUUAAACUUCAUGGAAAACCAUUGAAAUUCACACUCACAUCUAUGAUAUUAGAAGAACAAAUUCCGUAGUAAGCAUAAUUAAUAUUCAAUAAUAUUAAAAAGAUUCAAAAAAAUGAGCAAACUUAAUUUGAUGAAUAAGCACAAAUGUUGCUUGAUGACACAGACUAAUAAAUAAAGAAAAAAGAUAUUUAUCAGUAAUUUACAAAAGUAGAAAUACUAUCCAAGCUAUUAAAAAAUUUGUAUGAAGAUAAGAAGUAUGUAAAUAAUUUCCAAAUUCUAAGUUUUGGAAGCUAUGGUAUGGUAUUGUCUACCAAAAAAGUUAAUUUAAAAAACAAGGAAAUAGUACUAAAAAUACAAAAAAUUGCAAAUGAACAAUAAAUUUAAAAUGAAAUUAGAAUAAUGUAACAAUUGAAAACUCCUUUGGUAGUCUAGCUAUAUGACAAUUAUGUCAUAGAAAAAGUUACAUCACCUGAAAAAUAUGUAGUUUUUGAAUUAGAAAAAUGUUCAUGUUCACUCUAGGAUUAUCUCGAAAGAUAAGCAAAAGAAGGAGAAUUUAGUGAUGAAGAAAAACUAAAUAUUGCACUCCAAAUAAUUGACUCUGUCAAUUAUAUUCAUUGUUUCAAUAUUAUUCAUAGAGAUAUUAAACCUGACAAUUUUUUGGUUAGUUUGGAUGGAAAUAAACUUUAAAUCAAACUAUGUGAUUUUGGCUUAUCAGCUUAACUUGGAAAAAAUUGUGAAUAGAUUAACAUUUUAGAUAUGGUAGGAAAUUGGAUAUACAUGGCACCUGAAAUUUUGACUAAAAAUGAUAAUGAAAAUAAGAUAUAUUCUAAAAAAUCUGAUUCUUACGCAGUUGGUUUACUAUUAUCUUUGGUUGAUAACUACUUAAUUUUGAAAGAAAAUUUAGCAAUUACUUUCAUAAAUAUGGCUUAAAAAAAAUAUGAUGAGCCUUUCAAAAACAUAAAUAUUAAGAGAGAUACUGAAAUAUUUAAAUUUAUUAAACUAUUAGUUGUCUGGAAAAGAGUCAACAGAGCUUCUCUUUCUAUUAUUGUAGAAUCAAAUUCAAAAAAAUUCAAAUCAAACUAAAAUGACAUGAAAUAAAUUAUAUCAUAGCAUUAUUUAGGUCCUAUAUAAAACUUUGAGACUGUAAACAUCGGACCUGCUGCUCCAUUACAAACUUAAGGUUAGAUUCCAAUUUAAGAUAUCAAGUAAAAAAUAUGUAUAUAGUAUGAGAAUCCAAAUAUAAGAUAUAAUUAACAUUUUAAAUUUAAAAGAAAGUUUGAAUGA